Molecule: messenger RNA, 1311 nt
Organism: Mesocestoides corti
Lineage: Eukaryota; Metazoa; Platyhelminthes; Cestoda; Cyclophyllidea; Mesocestoididae
Source: the annotation of a GenBank genome assembly
AUGGCAACAGAGGACGGCAAUGGGAAGACGGCAAUGCGGUUUUGCGCGGCUUCUCAAGUGAAUCCAGUCCAGGGCCUCUUGAGUGUUCCCGUCCUCCAUUCCCCGUCUCAUUCGACACCGGUGACAAGCGGUGCGUGUGGGCCGCUUUUCAUAAAGCCCUACCUCCAGCUGCCUCCACCGACCGACCGCGGUCACAUCGGCUAUCCGGCCAUCACAGUCGACUCGGCGGUGUCCCGCCAACUGAUUCACGCGUCCUCCCCAGGCCCCACCCCCACUGUCUCCUACGCCAAUGCAGUCCUGCGUUUGCGCAGGCCUCCUCCUUCGGCUUCCUCUCACCCUGGAUCCGUCAACUCAUUGGCGUCGUUGUCUGGAGCAGCUCAGGUGUGUUGCUGUGGCCUCCGGCAUGUGGGGUCUUGUACCACGCCCGAGAAGACCAGAGAUGGGACAGACACCACCGUUCACUCGACAGCUCGACCGAGUCGUGUUGUUCCGCCGGUAUCGACACCGAAGUCAAGGGGCUCCAGCAGUGAUGGACUUGCCGGUGACAGCCCACCAGCAAGUCCGACCGGGGAGAUAAACCGCGCGGUGUCCCAGCUGGAGGACGUGAAUCCCGGCACGUGGUCGGGCGGGGUGCCGCAGAGCCUCCCCGGGAUGUCGCUGAGCCCCCCGUCUGGCGCCCCUCCCACCGCUGCCAGCCAACGCUCCUCCCUGGGACUGCACGUGGACAAGGAGGGCGCGUCGGUGAGCGCCGGCGAUGCCGACAACAAGAGCAUCAAGUCCGAGUGUCUGCUGCCCAAAGAACUCUCCCGAACCGCACGGCGUCUCGGUCCGGCGGUGGCGUGCUACUCCUCGGAGUCGAGUCUGGCCACGCCCGACUCCUGGUCCUACAGCCUCCCUAUUCGCCCCUUCAAGGUCGAUUCUGGAUCCGUUUCUAAGGUUUCGCCAAUGGAGGGUGCGUGUCCCCUGCUGCAUCCGCGUGCGAGAGCCGAUGGAAAGGAGGAGGUGGACUCGGAACGCGUCUACGGCCCUCUGGAGUUCAUCAAACUACCCUACGACCCCCCACGAUCCGCAAUGACAGGCGCAGAUUCAAGAGAUUGUGUCAAACUCUCGACGCCAAACUUCAGCAACGGAAGCAUGAAGUCGUCGGUAAACGGCAGAACGUCCGAGGCUGAAAUUAAUCUUCUUCGGCACGAACUGGAGGUCGCGAGACAAAAGGUCGCCACACUGACAUCACAGCUGGAAGCCAAUUCCUUUUUUGUCAUGGUGGCUGGCUUUUGUUUGUGCACCCACGUGAACACCAUCUCAAACUAA